AGCAGUGAUGUUCGAAGCCCAGCCGGAUGCUGGACGCUUCAUUUGAGGUCUCAGGCGCCUCCGUUCUUCUGUUUCUCGUCUCUGUACCGGAGAGAUUCUCACCUCGGUCAAUGGGCAGCUCGCUCCUGUUCCUCCGGUGGAGAAGAGCCGGUGAGCUGUGUGACCGUGAGCCGGUGUGGGAGAGCUGAGGAACGGGACAGAAACAGACAGAGAGAGAGAGAGAGAGACAGAGAGAGAGAGAGGAAUCGACUGAAAGGGAAAAGGCGGCGGAGCGGUGAAAAGAUGCGGCGGCGGCGGAGCGGUGUCCUGGAGUUGCGCGUGCGUCCGGUGCUGUUUUGGCUCGCGCUGUGCUCGGCGGCGGUGACGGUGGCGGCGGCGCGGGGGUCACAGCACGGCAUCCCGCUCGGAGUGGUUAAACUGUGGGCUUCAGCAUUCGGGGGUGAAAUCAAAUCCAUCGCCACAAAAUACUCUGGUUCACAAGUCCUGCAGAAGAAAUGUAAGGAGUACGAGCGUACAGUUCAGAUGGAGGAGGCUGACGGAGCCAAGCUGGUGCAGAGCAUCUCUGAGAAAAUGGCUGAAAUGUUCCGCAGCAAAGCGCAAGCUGCACAGAGGCUGGUGGAGGCGGCGGAGGAGGCGCACUUACAGCAUGAGGAGAACCCCGAGCUGCAGUACAAGUACUUUAACGCUGUCCUGAUAAAUGAAGUGGAUGAGGACGGAAACAGCGUGGAGUUGGGAGGAGAGUUUAUCCUGGAGCCCAACGAUCACUUUAACAACCUGUCAGUCAACCUGACUCUGAGUGUGGUGCAGGUCCCCACCAACAUGUACAACAAAGAUCCUGACAUAGUGAACGGUGUGUACUGGUCUGAGGCUCUGAAUAAAGUGUUUGUGGAUAAUUUCGAGAAGGACCCCUCACUCAUCUGGCAGUAUUUUGGAAGUGCGAAGGGUUUUUUCAGACAAUACCCAGGUGUGAAAUGGUAUCCUGAUGAACACGGAGUCAUCUCGUUCGACUGCCGCAACAGAAAAUGGUACAUCCAGGCAGCUACGUCUCCGAAGGACGUGGUGAUCCUGGUGGACGUGAGUGGGAGUAUGAAGGGGCUCCGGCUCACCAUCGCCCGGCAGACCGUCUCCUCCAUCCUGGACACGCUGGGAGACGACGACUUCUUCAACAUCAUCGCUUAUAAUCAGGAGAUUCAUUACGUGGAAUCGUGUCUGAAUGGAACUCUGGUGCAGGCCGACAAAACCAAUAAAGAUCAUUUCCGAGCUCAUCUCGACCGGCUGUUUGCGAAAGGCAUCGGGCUGCUGGGAGACGCUCUGACUGAAGCUUUCACAGUUCUUAACGAGUUUAACCAAGCAGGCCGUGGGAGUGUGUGCAGUCGGGCCAUCAUGCUGGUGACGGACGGAGCCACUGAAAUGUAUGACGACGUUUUCGCCAAGUACAACUGGCCCGAGCGGAAGGUGCGCAUUUUCCCUUAUCUGAUUGGACGAGAGUCAGCAUUCGCAGAUAACCUGAAAUGGAUGGCGUGUGCUAACAAAGGUUAUUUCAGUCAGAUCUCCACCCUGGCUGAUGUUCAGGAGAAUGUGAUGAGGUAUCUGCACGUCAUGAGCCGCCCAAAAGUCAUUGACCAUGAGCACGACACGGUGUGGACCGAGGCCUACGUGGACCAGGCUCUCGCUCAGGCUCAUAAGCUUUCUGCACGCGACGGUCCGAAUCCCAUGACCACGGUGGCCAUGCCUGUCUUCAGCACCAAGAAUGAGACGAAAAACCAAGGCAUUCUCCUGGGUGUAGUGGGAAUAGACAUUCCCAUUCAGGACCUGAUGAAAACCGUCCCGAAACACAAGCUGGGAAUUCACGGUUACGCGUUUGCUGUCACCAAUAACGGCUACAUCCUCAUGCAUCCAGACCUCCGACAUCUGUACCAGGACGGUCAGAAGAGAUGGAAGGCCCAUUACAGCAGUGUUGACCUGUCUGAGGUGGAGUGGGAAGACACUGAUAAUUAUCUCAGGAAUGCCAUGGUGAACAGAAAAACAGGUACCUUCUCCAUGGAGGUGAAGAGGACGGUGGAUAGAGGGAAACGUGUUUUAUCGAUGCACAAUGAUUACUACUUCACCGACAUCAGAGGAACUUCGUACAGUGUUGGAGUGGCUUUGUCUCGAGGUCAUGGAAAGCACUUCUUUAAGGGAAAUGUUUCACUGGAAGCAGGUCUGCGUGAUCUGGACCAGCCGGGCGUGGCCCUGGCAGAUGAAUGGACGUACUGCAACACUGAUGAGCAUCACGAGCAUCGCUACCUGACGCAGGUUCAGGCCAUCAAACUCUACCUGACGGGUCGCAAACCACACCUCAAGUGCGACAGGGAACUGAUCCAGCAGGUUCUGUUUGACGCCGUGAUCACCGCUCCACUCAAGUCCUACUGGACUGGCCUCGCUCUCAACAAGUCAGAGAAUCCUGAUAAAGGAGUGGAGAUCGCCUUCCUCGGCACUCGCACUGGUCUCUCCAGAACCAACCUGUUCGUUGUCCCGGAGCAGCUGUCCAAUCAGGAUCUGCUGAGGGCGGAGGAUAAGGAGGGCAUCUUUAAUGCGGAUCACUUUCCCCUGUGGUACAAGAGAGCAGCUGAGCAAAUUCCCGGCACCUUCGUUUACUCAAUUCCCUUUAGUUCAGCGCAGUAUAAUAAGAGUGUGGUGUUAGCCAGCACUGCUAUCCAGCUCCUGGAUGAGAGGAAGUCUCCUAUUGUGGCUGCUGUCGGGAUUCAGAUGAAACUGGAAUUCUUUCAGAGGAAGUUUUGGACAGCGAGCCGACAGUGUCACGCUCUGGAUGGGAAAUGCAGCAUCAGCUGUGACAAUGAGGAUAUUAAAUGUUACCUGAUCGACAACAACGGCUUCAUCCUGGUGUCUGAGGAUUACUCUCAGACGGGGCUCUUCUUUGGAGAGGUGGAGGGGGCCGUCAUGAACAAACUGCUCAUCAUGGGCUCUUUUAAAAGGAUCACUCUGUAUGAUUAUCAGGCUCUGUGUAAGGAGUACGUAGGCAGCAGUGACAGUGGGCGCACUUUACUGAACCCAUUUGCUGCUGUAAAGUGGCUCAUCAGUGAAAUUAUCCUAUUCCUGCUUGAGUUUAACUUUUACAGCUGGUGGAGUUGGGACUCGACUGUAAAAGCUGACAGAGCGAACAGGAGGGCGAUGCUGGUGCCAUGUGAUAUGGAGUACCCUGUGUUUGUCUCAGAGCGCACGAUCAAAGAGACGGCAGGCAGCAUCGACUGCAACGGCUGUAUCAGGACAUUUGUCAUUCAGCAGAUCCCCAGCAGUAACCUCUUCAUGGUCGUUGUGGAGAACAAGUGUGACUGUAGCUCCACCCCUCCAGUUACCAUGGAGCCGAUCGAGAUCAUCUACAAUGAGUCUCUUAAGUGCGAGACGCUGAAGUUUCAGAAGGACCGCAAACGUCCUGACUCCUGUCACCCCUUCCAUCCUGAGGAAAAUGCCAUGGAGUGCGGCUCAGCCGUGACACUUUCUCCCACGCUCGCUGCCGCUUUGAUCCCCCUCCUGAUCUUCCUCACUUCCAGGUGACCUUUGACGUGAUCUUCGACCUCCAGUGAUCGGAGGGAUCAUCCUCGCUAACGCUAAACGGGGUGAAAACAAAAAUAAUACAGUUCAAAUGCAGCUUGCUAACAGAAUCAAACUCAUCCUUAUGACCUCAAAACGAAACCUGCUGACACUUUGGAGGCUCAGUGACCUUUAUAUGACCUUAAAGAAUGUCCAACUGUGAAGGGAGUGAUCGGAAAUGGGCGUGACCCAAACGCUAGAAGGGUCUAACAAUUCAUUCUAAUGAGAAAAUUCCAGUUGGUACCGUAUGAUGUGUGGAAAGAAAGUAAUGAUAAUUGUGCUCUGGCUGCCAUUUUGUAGCUCGCAGCCUGCUCUUAAAUUAGCAGCUAAAAGCGUUUCACUCUCCUUCUCAGCUAAAUGUGGCGCAGAGACGCUAAACACGAUGAACUUUCUGCUUUAUUACAUGACAGUUAUCUCAAUGUUAUAUUUGUGAACUGCUUCUGAGCGUUCAGUCUAACGUAUGCUAGCAGGACACCAUAGAGACGCCGUAUGAACAAAUUCUCUUCACCCUUUGCUUUGAGAUACGAAUCACAAACAUGGAGAUGUGAAUUUAGCGUUUGGGACACGACCGUGUUCAGGGUUUUAUCUUUAAUCUGAGCCAUGAGUCCUGUGUCAUGUGGGAGACGAACGUGCUGAUAAUAAAUCACUGCUUUUUGUAAAUUCAUCCAAAAAUUCAAUCCAGUUGUUUAUGAGCAACUGGGGAAAAAAUGUUUCUUGGUUAAUUUCAUUUCCAUUCGUCUGCCUGUCAUUUUUUAGACGCUAUACUUUAAUUAAAGGAAAU
Molecule: messenger RNA, 4372 nt
Organism: Neoarius graeffei (lesser salmon catfish)
Lineage: Eukaryota; Metazoa; Chordata; Actinopteri; Siluriformes; Ariidae
Gene: cacna2d3
Product: calcium channel, voltage dependent, alpha2/delta subunit 3
Exons: 38
Coding region: 283-3555 (1090 amino acids)
Cellular component (GO): voltage-gated calcium channel complex
Molecular function (GO): voltage-gated calcium channel activity
Source: RefSeq, a predicted model, not a curated record